This is a messenger RNA of Perognathus longimembris pacificus (Pacific pocket mouse), 1270 nucleotides long. It is a transcript of the gene Mlf1, whose product is annotated as myeloid leukemia factor 1. The record is from RefSeq and is a predicted model, not a curated record. Bases 127 to 978 code for a protein of 283 amino acids. Gene Ontology annotation, cellular component: nucleus; cytoplasm. Lineage: Eukaryota; Metazoa; Chordata; Mammalia; Rodentia; Heteromyidae. Gene Ontology annotation, biological process: regulation of DNA-templated transcription. The transcript has 8 exons.
GUCGGGCUCGCGCGGCGGCGGUCGCGGUUCCGACGCCGGCCGGCUUCCCGCGCUGUGGGCGCCCGCCGCCCAGGCCCCGGUUCCCGCCGCUGUGGGCGCCCGCCGCCCGGGCCCCGAGCCGCCGCGAUGUUCCGGAUGCUGAGCAGCAGCUUUGAGGACGACCCCUUCUUCUCCGAUUCGUUUCUUGCACACCGAGAAAGUAUGCGGAACAUGAUGAGAAGUUUCUCUGAACCUUUUGGGAGAGACUUUUUCAGUAUCUCUGAUGGUAGAAGAGGCCAUAACCGCACAGGACAUGGUGUGAGUGAAGAUGCCAUAGCCGCAACAAGUUUUUCUCUUGUGCCUUUUGGCAGUUUUGGCAGAAUGCAUACAGAUGUCAGCCCUUUUCAGGCAGUGGACCGAAUGAUGUUAAAUAUGCGAGACAGUAUGCAAGAGUUACAGAGAAACUUUGGUAACCUGUCAGUGGAUCCUCACGGACAUUCAUUUUGCUCGUCGUCAGUAAUGACUUAUUCCAAAGUAGGAGAUGAACCACCAAAGGUGUUCCAGGCCUCAACCCAAACUCGGAGGGCUCCAGGAGGAAUAAAAGAAACCAGGAAAGCAAUAAGAGACUCUGACAGCGGACUGGAAAAAAUGGCAGUCGGCCAUCAUAUCCAUGACCGGGCACACGUCAUCCAAAAGUCAAAGAACAACAGGACUGGAGACGAGGAGGUCAACCAGGAGUUCAUCAACAUGCACGAAAGUGAUGCCUAUGCUUUUGAUGAUGAGUGGCAGAAUGAAAUUUCGAAGUUCAGGGCCGGCAGCCGCCCACGCAAUCUGGAAAACACUAGAAUGCGAAGUGUUGGUCUGGAGAGUCCAAAAUCACGGGAACUUAAACGAAGGGAAAAACCUCAUCAACAUCUCACUGAAAGUGGCAGAAAACCAAGGGCUUGUGUGGACAAACUUAACAUCAAAGGGUCGCCUGUGAGGAUCAACAAAAAAUAAAUUGCCAUCAUUUCAACUGCCUGGUUUUGAUGGCUUGAACCGAGAAAGUAGUGGUGCUGAGUAACACACGUGAGACCAAUCUCCUGCGAGUGCUUUCCUCUCAUGUCCUCCGGUUCCCGCACGCUCCAGCUUCACACUGUUCCUGCUUUAGGAAUAAAACUUUGAUUUUUCACCAAUGUGGUUAAAUUGGAAAACAUUCUGUAAAGCUCUUUAAGACAUACUAACAGAUUGAUUUGAGCUAGUUCUGUCAUAACUAGUUACAAGAAUAAAGGUAGGUUAUUUCCACUAACUA